This is a messenger RNA of Aspergillus fischeri NRRL 181, 759 nucleotides long. Its product is annotated as Elongator subunit IKI1. Gene Ontology annotation, cellular component: cytosol; nucleus; elongator holoenzyme complex. Lineage: Eukaryota; Fungi; Ascomycota; Eurotiomycetes; Eurotiales; Aspergillaceae. Gene Ontology annotation, biological process: tRNA wobble uridine modification. Gene Ontology annotation, molecular function: tRNA binding. Bases 1 to 759 code for a protein of 252 amino acids. The transcript has a single exon. The record is from RefSeq and is a predicted model, not a curated record.
AUGCUUACGUCUUUGCCCCUGGUUAUAGGUCGAUUAAUUCUCAUUGAUUCUAUCAAUCCACUCUUGCGCUCUAAAAAGACCGAUUCGCAAUUCCAUUUGCCAACUUUUCUGGGCUCGUUCAUUGCACCUCCCGGGUCGUCUCCUACCAAAGUUGAGACCUCACUUAUCGUGACCUUCCACCAGGACGUUCCGAACCAAUUAUGUGCAACACCCUACUCUCCAUCUUCGUUUUCUGCGCUUAGCUAUCUCGCAACGACCGUCAUCAAGCUGCACUCUUUCUCACACAUACUUGCCCAGAAAGCUGCCCGUGAUCGCAGUCUGGCAGCGCCUGUCUUUGGACUCGAAGAAGAGCUGGAUGGAGUCCUGCUCGGCCGAUUGGACAAACCAACAGGAAAAGAUUCUGUAGAAGGGGUCGUGUUAGAAAUGGAGCAUCGGCGUAAAAGUGGACGCGGCGUUUUGGAGUGGUAUGUACUACCACCAGCAGCGCGCUAUCCGUCCAAUUACGCAAAGGAAAUCGUGAUUCUACUUGACGAUCACCCGCUGUAUCGUCCACCGGUGGAGCCAGACGUUGGAAUGGGGAGCAGCGAACCAGAGUCGACUUUUGAGUUACGUCUCACCGAACGGCAAAGAAGGGAGAGAGAAGGAGUCGUGUUGCCUUACUUUGAUGCGCAGCAAGGCGACGGCCCUGGAGAGGGCGGACGCAUUCUCUAUGAUAUGGGUGAAGAGGAUGAUUUUGACGAAGAAGAGGACGAAUUAUAA